CAUACGGUACAAGGGUUGGCUCUGCUUUGGUCCACCUGCCAGCCGAGUUUAAAGUUUCCGAGGCUCGGAGGAACACAAUGACUUGGAUGAGACAGCCUAAAAGGAAAGGACACUGCUGCGGCAACCAGGAAGCCCUUGAACCCCAGCUAAGCUAACCGUGUCUUUUUCUUCUUUCUUUCUUUUUUUUUUUUUUUUUCAAUGCGUCUAUACCGCAUACACACAGGACGAACCCACUUAUUUCAUUGAUCAGAGAUUUUUUUUUCUUGACCGUCCAAGAUAGUCUGAUCCUUGGCGACAUAUGGCUGGAAAAUGAAACGACCCGGGAGUGUGGCCACAUCGUUAUUCAGUGUGGUGUAAUACCAGAUGGGCACCGUGAACGGCGCGGGGAUGUGAAUGGACAGUUUGAAAUGGGAAUUUCCCCCCAUCGAGCAGGUUCCAUUUCUCUCUUGGGUCUCUCGGUAUAACGUAUUAGCUUUUGCCCUUCUUCUCUGCAGUAUCAAUUAACUCAACUUGGCGGUGGAGUGGCCAGCGAGGAAGGAAUGAAGUGAUCUGGUUAAUCUUGCUGGCUGCGGAGCGGCGGAGCCUGAAACUGCAGCCGGGUGCAGAUCUGCCGACUGCGCCCGGGGCAUGGAGCGCACCGGCGACCUCGGGGACCCAGGCACUGCCCGGGGAACCCAGUGCUGAGCUACGGAGCCCGCCAGGCCGCCGCCGCCUCGCCUCCUCGCGCCCUCUGCCUUUACUGUCAGUGUCGCCCCUCGCAAAGAGUCAUGGAAGACGGCCCGCUGCCAGACCUCAGAGACAUCGAGCUGAAGCUGGGGCGCAAAGUGCCCGAGAGCCUAGCGCGCUCGCUGCGCGGGGAGGAGCCGGCGCCCGGGGAAGGGGCUGCGGACCCCAGCGGGGUUGGUGGGAGCUGCAGCAGCAGCAGUAGCUGCAGCAGCUUCGCGCCCUCCGUGUCCUCCUCGUCUUCAUCCUCCCCUGCCUCUGGCUCUCCAAGACGUAGCCACCCCAGCGCCCUGGAGAGGUUAGAGACCAAACUGCACAUCCUCAGGCAGGAGAUGGUUAACCUCAGAGCCACUGAUGUAAGGCUCAUGCGUCAAUUGCUCCUCAUCAAUGAGAGCAUCGAGUCCAUCAAGUGGAUGAUUGAGGAAAAAGCCACCAUUACCAGCCGAGGCAGCAGUCUCAGUGGCAGCCUGUGUAGCUUGCUGGAGAGUCAGAGUGCCUCCUUACGUGGUAGCUACAACAGCCUCCAUGAUGGCAGUGACGGGCUGGAUGGCAUCUCAGUAGGGAGCUACCUGGACACUUUGGCAGAUGAUGUACCAGGUCAUCAGACCCCUUCAGACUUGGAUCAGUUCAGUGACAGCUCCAUCAUAGAGGACUCACAGGCUCUGCACAAGCAUCCCAAGUUGGAUUCUGAGUACUACUGCUUUGGCUAAUGAUCCACUUUUUUUGCAUGGGACUGGUGUGCAAUUAAACUUGUAUGUAUCCUUCUUCUCUGCUGCUAUAUUUUUGGUGUGAUUUAUUUUAAUAAUUCAAUCUUUUUAAAGAAGCUUAUUUUUAAACUGCUUAAUGAGAUUUCUGUUGCUCCUAAUAUUUCUCAUCUAGACUUAUUUUUCUCUGUUACAUCUCUAUUUUUAUUUAUUGUAAUAAUCUUUCUCCCUUCUCUUACAGUAGCACAGACAAAGUCGAGGGGGAAAAAUAAGCAAUAAUUGUUUCUGCUUUUGAUUUCAGAGUGAGGGGUCAGGGAUUAUAUGAAACACUUUGCUAAAUUUUCCAAUAAACCAAAGUCUGAUCAUGUCCUUCAUACUGUGGUUUGUGGUGUUAAGUGAUUUGAGAUUUCUAUGUGCCAGAAGAUAUGAAGAUAUUUUACUGUUUGUGUAUUAAAUUACACCAGCUAUUUGGACACAGGUAGACAUUAUUUCAAAGUCAGAAUGUGUUGUUGCAUGGUGAGCUGUGCUUUUAGACACAUAUAUCCACAUCACUGACAUUUGGAAGACCCUCCUUGCAUAGACUCGAUUUAGCCUACUCCACUGUUAACAUUAUAGAUUAGAGUUUUAGAAUCAAUGAGUUUAACUCAAAUCUUGAGUUUGUUUUACAAUAUGUAUUAUAGUACUAAAUUUCGAAGGAAAAUGGGUCAUAGUUUUCAAGGUGAGUACAGGCAAAGACCUUUGGAUUUCUGUGGGUGGCAGAAAGGAGAGAUGGAAAGAAUGAAAGAGUAGUUUGUCAGAUCUGAAGCAGGAUAGUGAAGAUUGGUGAAUACACAGAGAAAGGUCACCAUCUCAGCCACAUGGAGCUUUGAGCCAGGCAGGCAGAUGAGAAACUUUCCACAGGAAGAAGAUGACAGAAAUGACUACCACAUGUAUGUUAUGGUCCCUCUAGUAGUUCCUCCCUUCAGGAAUUGUCUUUCCCGGUCCCAGGGAAUCUGGGAAGUGUCAUAUUUCAUUAGGAAUAUAUUUUGAAAAAUUAAAAAUAGUUUGAGAUUUACAGAUAUUUUCUUACAUAUAUUUUGACAUUAGUAGAAGGCAUAAACAUGUGCAGUAAGAUAAGAGCAGAACCAUUAUAACUAUAAAUCUUAAUAUUAUUUUUUCAUCCUAAGAUGGAAAAAUAAUUUUUUAGUUUUCUGAAUUGAUACCUGAAUAUGUUUUCAUUUAUAUAAUGAGUCAAAACACUUCAUUUCUCUUUGGGUAUUUAUCUUGUUUUACUUUAUAUGUGUGUGUUUGGUGGAGGUAAUGUGCACAUGGAUACCUAUGACUGUGGUGGCCAAAGGCAUUAGAACCUCUGGAGCUUGCAUUAUGGGCAGUUGUGAGCCAGCUAACAUGGGUUCUAGGGAUCAGGCUCUGGUCCUCUGAAGGAGUAGCACAAGCUUUUAAUAGCCAGGCCAUCUUUCCACAACCAUUUAAUUUUGAUGUGGUGUUAUCAUUCCUAUUCAUUAUUUUUUCUAGUGAGAAACCUUAAUUAAGAUUUCAACAUAUUCUAAAGAAUAAUACAUAUCUGUGCACUAAACAUUUGACAGUAUAAGUCAAUAGGAUCUUGUAUUGCCAUCAAGAAAUGUCCCUGUUCAAAGAAUAUUUCCUAUCGUUUUUUAUAUGCUCAUUGUAUAAUUGUCAUUUUUUUGUUUCCAAAAUACAUAUCACUCAACUUCCAA
Molecule: messenger RNA, 3142 nt
Organism: Mastomys coucha (southern multimammate mouse)
Lineage: Eukaryota; Metazoa; Chordata; Mammalia; Rodentia; Muridae
Gene: Lurap1l
Product: leucine rich adaptor protein 1 like
Exons: 2
Coding region: 768-1433 (221 amino acids)
Biological process (GO): positive regulation of canonical NF-kappaB signal transduction
Source: RefSeq, a predicted model, not a curated record